Messenger RNA from Esox lucius (northern pike), 717 nucleotides. RefSeq names its product induced myeloid leukemia cell differentiation protein Mcl-1 homolog. The transcript is spliced from 3 exons. Gene Ontology annotation, molecular function: protein homodimerization activity; channel activity; protein heterodimerization activity. Gene Ontology annotation, cellular component: mitochondrial outer membrane. Gene Ontology annotation, biological process: mitochondrial fusion; release of cytochrome c from mitochondria; extrinsic apoptotic signaling pathway in absence of ligand. The coding region runs from base 118 to 717 and encodes 199 amino acids. Lineage: Eukaryota; Metazoa; Chordata; Actinopteri; Esociformes; Esocidae. The record is from RefSeq and is a predicted model, not a curated record.
GCUCAUAUAUAAGCCUCUAAGCCUCACUUUCAAUUAAAGGGUAGGGUGCCUAUCAUCCAUUGCUCGUGACCAUUCUCACUAUCAUUUCAUACAUACUUAAACCAUAGGCUAGCAGCCAUGAGAGUAUUUUCAAAACAGAAGAUGUCGCUAAUCUCCCAGGGAACCGGUGAGUGUAUUUACGAACUCAGAAACAGAGCCUCGCUGGACACGGAGACCAGGCAACUCGUGAAAUCUUUCCUAGAAGAGUUUACUGGAUGUUUGAAACCUAGGUGUAACGAAAGCAAAGCUCUGUCAACAAUGAAACGAGUUGUAACCGAAACAUUAGACAAACACAGAUACUCCUACAAUGGUAUGCUCUACACACUGUCCUUGGAUGACAGCACAGGGCAUGACGUGGGAUUCGUGGGUGUAGUUGCUAACAGGCUCUUCGCAGAUGGGGUCACCAACUGGGGCCGGGUUGUGAGCCUGCUCGCAUUCGGUGCUGCGGUGUGCCGGUACCUCAAGGAUAAGGGCAAAGAGAACUGUGUGGAAGCGGUGGGACAAGAGAUCUCCAUGCACCUACUGACCGACCAUAAAGACUGGCUGGUCAAAAACAACUCAUGGGACGGAUUCGUCGAGUUCUUUCGGGUAGCAGAGGAGUCUACAUUGAGAAACGUACUCGUAACAUUUGCUGCAUUUGCUGGCUUUUGGGCAGCGCUGGUCAUGUUGGACAUGUAA